ACCUACGCCGGCGCCGGCUUCUUUGAUUUGUUCAACUUCUUCGACCAGCCCGACCCGACGCACGGCAGCGUCACGUACGUCAACGCCGCGACGGCCAAGGCGCUCAACUUGACGACCGUGUCGAGCACCGGCACGGCCAUCAUCUCGAUCGACCGCAAGAGCCGCCUCGCCCUCGGCGAGCCGCGCAACUCGGUGCGCAUCGAGAGCAUGGAGGUGUACCAGCCGGGCAACCUCAUCAUUCUCGACCUGAAGCGGGCACCUGACGGCCCAGCCACAUGGCCGGCGUUCUGGAUGUACAACUACCCGUGGCCCGAGUCGGGCGAGAUCGACAUCUACGAGGGCGUCAACUGGCGCAGGUUCAACCAGUACACGCUGCACUCGUCGCCUGGUUGCACGCGCAGCUCGAACGUCCCGAUGACGGGCGUCACGAACGGCGUCGACCCGAACUGCAACGCCGGCAACGGCGGCCUCGGCUGCACCGUGUACGACUACGACACGACCUCGUACGGUCGCGGCUUCAACAGCGCCGGCGGCGGCGUUUUUGCCGUCCUCUUUGCCGAAACUGGCAUCUCGAUCUGGCGCUGGCAGAGGGCCAACGUCCCGGCCGACGUGCAGAGCGGCGCGCCAAGGUGGAGCACGUGGGGGACGCCGGUGGCCGCUUUCGACGGCUCGACGUGCGACACGAGGACGUUCUUCCGCAACCAGAAGCUCACCUUUGACAUCACCACGUGCGGCGACUGGGCGGGCAACCAGUACGUGUGGCAGGACUACGACGCGUCGGGCCCGGUCUACCCAAAGUAUCAAUCCUGCGCCUCGGCCAACACGGACCCGCUCGCGUUCAGGAACGCCUACUUCGAGGUCAACUACCUCAAGGGUGCGUCCCGGCUGUCUCCUCUUUCUCUCUAUCUCUCGGUCGAGGCCGCAGAGCGACGAGCUCACGCCUCUUUCUCGCCGUCGCGCGCAGUUUUCGGCGUCUGA
Molecule: messenger RNA, 978 nt
Organism: Rhodotorula graminis WP1
Lineage: Eukaryota; Fungi; Basidiomycota; Microbotryomycetes; Sporidiobolales; Sporidiobolaceae
Product: glycoside hydrolase family 16 protein
Exons: 7
Biological process (GO): glucan catabolic process
Molecular function (GO): hydrolase activity, hydrolyzing O-glycosyl compounds
Source: RefSeq, a predicted model, not a curated record